GGACGGAUCCAGGAGCAGGUUUCCUUCGCAGUCAAUUUGAGAAUGCUACCUGCCGACACGCAGCUUCGGGGGUUGGAAGCCAGGACCGCAACGUAAAGGGUGGCAAGGGAAAAGGCAGGGCCGUUGAUGCAGACAAGCAAGCAGACAAUGGAACCGAAAACGGCGAGGCAAAAUCGGACAUCAAGGGUAAAGGAAAGGCGAUUGAUACCAACGGAGAGACGUCGGAACAAGCAAACGAUGGAAACCGGCGCGAAAACCCUAGGACUACCCAUGGUCCUCGUCGCUCGCGUCUUCUCAGCUUCGAUGAAAUUCGAUGAAGCCCGGUACUGGGAUAUCAUUGAUAACAGACCCAGGCUCUCACGGCCCAGUUCUCCAGUGUACGAGGGGUUCAACCCCGCCAACUCCUGCGCCAACUCCGUCUUGGCCAAUGAAUCCCUACUGCCCUCUCCUCGCAGCACGAACACUCCGUCCCCCACGAUUCCACACGAGGACAGUCUAACACUAGCCGAGCAAUCGCAAGAGCAACGUCACAAUGAGCAGUGGCGCAGAGUACAGCAAGAUGAGGGUGAGAGACACAGGUCAACAGUAUGGACGAUACGGUAUGAACUUCAUGCAGUCUACCAGGGAAGAUUCCCCACUCCUGUAGACGAAGAUCGUGUUGGACAGGCGCGGAUUGCCGCUGGGCAAGCACAUGCAAGGCAGUUUACUGCUAAUUUGAAUAGAGCAAACUCCUUCGCGCCUUCAGAUGCCGCCUCCGGCGGAGUAGCAGGUCCAUCUCGAUCCAGCCCAAGUCCAACCGACGCAGGGACAUCUCGCCCUCCUUCCCGCCCAAGUACUCCCACAAGACCGUCCCAAGCAGUUCCAUCUCAUCGCAGCCCAAGUUCGACCAACGCACGGAGAUUUCGCUUUCCCUACGGCUCACCUGCACAUGUUCCCACAAGACCAUCUCAACCAGGACCCUCGCGAACACGCCGAUCUCCUGCUGGUGGAAGUUCGACCCAAGCAAGGACGUAUCACUCUCGAUACGGCUCAUCUGCAAACGCUCCCACUAGAUCGUUUCAUGGAGGACCCUGGCGAGCAGGACCGUCUCAAGCAGGACCGUCUCAAGCAGGACCGUCUCAAGCAGGACCGUCUCAAGCAGGACCGUCUCAAGCAGGACCGUCUCAAACAAGACCCUCACGAGCACGCCCAUUUCGAUCCCGUUCCGGUCCACCGGCAAACGCACCAACUGAACCUCUCGCUAUGCGACCGAAUAGGUCGAGCGCACGUCACAGUGAGAGUCGGCGUGAACAGGGGGAUGUCGGAAAGGGGAAGGAGAGGGAGAGGGACGGCGACACCGAGGAUGAGGGUGAAGAGUAGGUAGCGUCGUUGGCGUGGGACGAGUGGGUGAGUCCGUCGGCGCUGGCGAAUGUGGAUUUGGUGUCAGGCGUUCGGGACGGAAAGGAAGGCGUCUUGGGAUUGGAGUUCGGCGGUUUGAAAGUUGAAGGCUGGUGUGCGGUGUGUGGUGUUCGAAUGGAGUUCUGGAACCUCUAGUUGGGUGGUGUUGGGUCGUGCUUGGCGUUUGGAUGGUUUCGUUGUUGUUUUUGAAAUGCCAUAACCUAAACGAAGGAUGAUGGCUGAAGUGGCGUUUUUGAUAUUUAUAGAUGAUUUCUAUAGACAUUGAAGUAUGAUGGAUGGGGAAAUGUUACCAGCUUCAUCAUGGAAGACCUGGGCGCUGGCACAGGCCGGAUCGCAUAGUACCUACGAAGCGCAGCAUGAUAUAGCAAUUUGAGAAUAUGGACACACUUGUGACCUUCAGACAGAACGUAUCCGCCUCAUCGUGACCCAACUUGAUCAUUG
Messenger RNA from Mollisia scopiformis, 1839 nucleotides. RefSeq lists its product as uncharacterized. The transcript has a single exon. The record is from RefSeq and is a predicted model, not a curated record. Bases 127 to 1359 code for a protein of 410 amino acids. NCBI's taxonomy places the organism in Eukaryota, Fungi, Ascomycota, Leotiomycetes, Helotiales, Mollisiaceae.